CGGCGGCCACACCAAACCUCUGCAACAAACAAGCUCCUUUAUAUAGAAAAAGGACACUUCCUUUCGGUCAAAAAGGAAGAAGAAGAAAAGACGAAAAGUCACUUCCCAGAAAAAGCCAUAAACUUUGAAAUCCCAAGCUCUGCAUUUGGUUCUGCAGAAAUCAGGGCUUUGACCCUUUUUUCUAUUGGAGCAGAACAAACUCAAUUACAGAACAAAUUCCAUUACAGACUUCUUCUUCAUCUUUUAUUGCAUUUCUAUUGGAGCAGAACAAAUUCCAUUACAGACUUCUUCAUCUUUUAUUGCAUUUCUAUUGGAGUAGAACAAAUUCCAUUACAGAAUCAGACUUCUUCUUCAUCUUUUAUUGCAUUUCUGGAGUAUGAUGAAAUUAGUGGGAAUGCAAAAAUGGGUACCUGCAAUAAUGGUGGUUCUGAUGUUUAUUUUGAGAAGAAUACAUUGUUCCUUGGUGAAUAUCACCAUUGUCAGAAAUGGUCAUGUGGCCAGAGGAGCGGUCUGUUUGGAUGGGAGUCCACCGGCAUACCAUCUCGAUCCAGGAUUCGACUCCGGAAUCAACAAUUGGUUGAUCCAAAUUGAGGGAGGAGGAUGGUGCAAUAAUGAGACCACUUGCCUUUCAAGGAAGAAUACUCAAUUGGGAUCCUCCCUGCGUAUGGAAAAAUGCCUUCCUUUCUCAGGCCUCCUAGGCAACAACCCUCAGCUCAAUCCAGAUUUCUACAAUUGGAACAGAGUCAAAAUUAGAUAUUGUGAUGGAUCUUCCUUUACCGGUGAUGUUGCUGCAGUCAAUCCUAAAACUAAUCUUCACUUCAGAGGAGCAAGGGUUUUUCUUGCUGUCAUGGAGGAUUUAUUAAAUAAAGGAAUGAAGAAUGCCGAAAAUGCUAUAUUGUCUGGCUGCUCAGCUGGAGGGUUGGCCUCAAUUCUUCACUGUGACAGCUUCAAUGCCCUCCUCCCAGCAGGUGCUAAAAUUAAGUGCUUAUCAGACGGGGGAUAUUUUAUUAACGCAAUGGAUAUUUCUCAUACACCACAUAUUGAGCAGUUCUUCAAUGACAUUGUUCGAACACAUGGAUCAGUCAAGAAUUUGCCUCCAUCGUGUACCUUAAGAAUGAAUCAGCCAAAUCUGUGUUUUUUCCCUCAAAAUGUGGUGCAACAUCUUCGGACACCUCUGUUCAUAUUAAAUGCAGCCUAUGAUUCCUGGCAGAUAAGAAACAUUUUGGUUCCUGGGGUUGCUGAUCCUCAUGGAACAUGGGGCAAAUGCAGACUAGACAUAACAAACUGUACAUCGAGUCAGCUUCAAAUAAUGCAAGGUUAUAGAUGGCAGUUCUUGAGGGCAUUAUCAUAUGGGCUAGGCCCUUCUUCAUCAAGAGGAUACUUUAUUAACUCAUGCUUCGCUCACUGCCAAACGGAAGUGCAAGAAACGUGGUUCAGAAAUGACUCUCCGAGAUUGGAGAACAAGACAAUAGCAAAAGCAGUUGGCGACUGGUUUUUUGACAGAGAUGCAUUUCAGAAGAUCGAUUGCCCUUAUCCUUGCGACACCACAUGUCACAACCGUAUUUUUUAUACUCCAUCCAACCAAUUGAUAUAGCAGCAGCAGAAGAAGCAUAUAGUUCAUUUAAAUUUUCUGGAAGAAACAUUCUUGACAAGAUUUUUUAAUUCUCAAAGAAAGAAACAAAAAAAAUCAUUAUUUAUUUAUUCAGUGUAUUUAUUCAGAAUAAAGGAAGAUUGCCGAUUGCCAUUGCACAGAACUCAGUGCAUGCUUUCUUCUUAUUUAGCCAUAUACAGAACAAAAAUAGAGCAUAUCAUACAUGUGUAUAUGUACUGUUUGUACUUAAUGAUAUUCGAGAAGAGGAUUGUUUCAUUUCGAUCAAUAAAGUUAAUUCUUGUACGCUGUAAGCAAUAACUAAAAUAGUGUUUGGUAAGUUAUAAAUUGUAAUCGAUUGCACAUUGGAUUUCAUUACACCUUGCCAAAUGGUAGAUAAGCAAGUGGUAGAUAAGAUUAUAAGAACUCUCCACAAUGCCCAUAAAGACUAUGAAAAAAGUAAAUGCUUCAAGUCCCAGUCAACCGUUCAUUCAGUGCUAUGAAAAGAAAAUAAGCUGAAUGCUACACAGGUCUGCUGUUGCAGUUAAGUAAAACAAUUGUUUUCCAAGAAAAACGUGAAUGCAUCUCCCUUGACCAAGUCAAACUCAAUUACUACAACGUUUGGACUUCGCAAAAUCUGCCUUUGCUUAUUCAAAUUCAUGCAUCCACAUCUGUCUCCACAGAAAUUACCCAACGAAAUAAAUAAAAAUAGGAAGGUUUCACCAACCUACUUAUUCUGCAUGGCAUUUCUGAGAAUCACAGUAUGCAGGAAAGUUGCAUUCGCAAGGUCCUUCCCUGACCU
This is a messenger RNA of Cuscuta epithymum, 2390 nucleotides long. NCBI's taxonomy places the organism in Eukaryota, Viridiplantae, Streptophyta, Magnoliopsida, Solanales, Convolvulaceae. The record is from the annotation of a GenBank genome assembly.